Paramuricea clavata is the source of this 321-nucleotide messenger RNA. The record is from the annotation of a GenBank genome assembly. NCBI's taxonomy places the organism in Eukaryota, Metazoa, Cnidaria, Anthozoa, Malacalcyonacea, Plexauridae.
AUGAAGUCCUGCAUUGAAUUUAUGGCCGGUCGAGAACUCAUUGACAACAAAAUCGAGAAGUUCGAUAAGAACCCUGAAUAUUUCCACACUUGGAAACUGUCAUUUAAGAAUAUGACAAGGAAUAUAAACAUUACUCCUAGUGAAGAGCUUUCUCUAAUUAUUGAGUACACUACAAAUGAAUCGAAAAAACUCGUUCAAAAACUGCGUAAUGCAUAUAUUGAAAACCCGGAAAAGGGAGUGGCAGAAGUGUGGACAAAAUUAGGUGAAAGAUAUUGGUCCAAUGUCGUAUUGACCAAGGCGUAUGUAGAUAAACUGAAAUAA